AUGCGUCUCAACUUUGUGCCCAGCCUAUGGCUCACAGUUGGCUUGCUCUUAGAAUCUACUUAUAGCGCAGGAAAUACGGCGUACACCAUACAGGACUCUGCAUUAGCUAAAUCAGUCUUUACAAACGGCUAUGAAAAUGGGAAGAAAGCUCUCGUUCGAGUCGUUGUAGACUCUUUCGACUACAAGAUUACAGCCAAAUCGGCGUGGAACGCUUACGACAGCACGCCAAACCGGUUACAUCUCAACGAGAUCAUGAUGGCACUCUGGAAGGACGACGGCUUGGAGCCGGGGGAGAUGGUCACUGUCGAAUUCUCUUGGAUUGUCAACCAGCCUACGAAAGAUGCAAUUGCCAGCGUUCGUAGUCAGCGCAAUGCAGGCUCCUCUGACACUGUUAGAGUCACUGAGGGAGAGACAGGAUGGGAUACACUGAUGGGCUGUCCAUUCGGUGGUGUCGCCCAGAGAUUGGCAAGCGAGGCUGGGAAGUCAAUUUUCUCUAUUACGGUGACGGACGCCGGGCUAGAUGACAUGACUUUUGAGUUCGAAUGA
Molecule: messenger RNA, 546 nt
Organism: Colletotrichum gloeosporioides
Lineage: Eukaryota; Fungi; Ascomycota; Sordariomycetes; Glomerellales; Glomerellaceae
Exons: 2
Coding region: 1-546 (181 amino acids)
Source: RefSeq, a predicted model, not a curated record